GUUGCCCCUUCGUCCACAUGUAGUGGCAUUGGAGUAAACUGUGCAUUCAUCACACCGUGCCUUUUCCUGAAGGAUGGGACGUCGUAAUAAGUGCAAACCUCGACUUAUACCUCAACAGGACAAACGAAUAUGCGGUAGUAUCUGUUUUUGUCAGUUAAUGGUGGUUAUAAGUUGUGUAUCGCUUAUUUACUUAACAGUGGCCAUUUAUAUACCCGCCUAUCGAACAUUUAAUUCCGGUUUUGAAUUGACUCCUGUAAUGUGCCAAACUAUUAAUACUAGCAUGAUGAAUAACUGCAGUUGGGCCUCUUGUGGAGAAUGGUGCCUGACGAAGACUUCGGGAUUUUGUCCACAAAUUCAUGUAACAACGCGGCAAAAUGGAACAACGUUGCAAUUGCAGAUGUGUACGAAUAUCAGCUCCGUGUCUUGCCCAGAAGUAAAUCCCGAAACUCUAAAAGUAUACAACUGUAAUAAUGGGAGUGAAUGCAGCACCCUUACCGGGUUUUUUAAUUGUUCAAAAGGUCACUGCAGCAACAUGUCUCCGGCAUACUUAUGCCAUUAUAAGGCUGAUGGGGUAAUCAUAGAUAGUGAUAAGGACAAUAUAAAAUUGAAUGGGUUUUUCGAGUGCAAGGAUUCGCGGUGUACCAAAGUGAAACGUGCGUUUAGUUGUGAUAGGUUCUGCGACCAUAUAAAUACGACUGGAAUUAAUGUUUAUAUUAACAUUUACGAGACUUUGCAUCUUGCUAACUGCAAGGAAGCAGUUGCAACCACCGCGACCAAUGGUAAAGAAGAUGGAUACCCUAUCGAAUCCACGACAGUUUGGAAACAAACUUCUGAGGACGAUGUAGUUAUGAUUUCCUGCUAUAGCAUGGUAGCCGAAGGAGAAACCCUAAACUUAACAGACUGCAUUAAUGGAACCAUAUUUAAAUAUGCCGAUAUUCCGAAACCCGAAAUCAAUUUUACCACUUUUUGGGCGCUUUCUGAGAAAUAUAAAGGAUAUAUUGACACAACCCAAAAGUUUCUGCCCAUGCAGUCAAAUAUCACGAUUUAUAACUCUUCCUAUCUACAUAUUAACUUAGAUGGAUGCGUCAACACGUUGCGAGGAGAGUGUAAAGAUUUUUUACAUACGCACGGAAGAGAUGGAAGAAACCAAACCGCAUCCUCUCGAUUUCCCUGUUUCUAUAAAAAGAAUGAUUCCUCUUUAGUGCUGGCCCGUCACGAUCUUAACAAAACAUGGCACGAUCUUAUUAUUGCACUUAGCGUUCCAUCCGUCGUGUUUAUAAUCUCCUUUAUAAGUUUGUGCACAAUUAUGCAAACCGUAAAGGUUGGAGAUGACACGAAAAUGAGAUGCAAGUACUGUAUGGGGAAGAAUGAUUGUGAACAAUCGGAGGUGAUGAUCGCGAAUAGCAAAUACGAGAUGUCAUCUCCAGAUGAACCUUUAAGAAAAGACGAAACUCCAUUAAUUAGAACUUAAUAAUUUCGCAUAGAAACUUCCGUUAGUUCACUAUUUUUCUUCCUUCCUUAGUUUUUUACCGACACAGAGUGGAAUUAAGUAUAAAUUACCUCUAAACAGGAGGCGCUUCCAUAUUUUUGAUAAACGCUCUGUUGCAAAAAUCGUUUAGUUAUUAAAAAAAAUGGUUGCUCAGGAAGACUGCAUUAAUGGAAUUUCUCUCGUCCUUAUGAAGUUACAAACGUCCAAUGAAUUAGAGAAAAAUGUCUAAUUAUUUCACAAAUUAAACACAUUUGACGAUGAUUAAUGAUACCACAUCAAUUACGUAAAUUAACUAUCGAUUUAUAAUCAAGAAACGGAGAGCUUUGCCCAUGUUUGUUCGUCAAUUUUCUACGUACUGCGACGUUAUUGCGUUUCUUACGUAUAUCCAUCUAUCGAUAUUUUCAUUAUGUGCAUUUUAAUUAAAAAGACCACAUAAAUGCCUUUACAACACCAAUUUCGCAUAUCUACAAUAUUUGACAUGACUUUUUAACUUUUGCGAUUAUUAUCAUGUGCAAUGCAGUUCUCGUUGAAACCAUAUCAGCGACCAUUAAUUCUAAAUCUAGCGCAAUACUAGACUAGACCUCUAAAUUUGCAUUCUAAUGAGAUUCAUUAGACACCUGAAAAGUGACUUACCAACCUAAUGUGCUUUUCGGGACCAUUCCUAAUCACAAUGAAUUAAUUCUAAACGUGGAAAUAGACAAUAUUUCAAAUUUAAAAACCGAAAUAUCUGUUACAGCCAUUGGCCUGACAGUAUUAAUGUUUCACCUUUUGACCAAAUACUGUGAGCUUAUUUAUGUGUACUCUGCAUCUGUAAUGCUAAAAGAAACUUUGAUCGUAAUAAAUGUCUUAUAAUUGUGCCUUCGGUAGUGUUGCAAGUAUAGGUAAUGAAAACUAUUUACAAUUAUUUAUUUUGGUAUGACUAUCUUACGCUUAAAUAUUAAAAGUGCUAUGUGUGCAAACACCAAAUAAUUAACGUAGAUUAGAAAAUUACGAAUGAAGAAAAUUAGAUAUACCAAUAUAUUUACAAUGAGAAUAAUGUGUAUACUUGUCCAUUAUCAUUGUAGCACCUUUUACACACUUAGUUUAGAUAGUUAGUCAAGACCAACGUUUGAUUCGUGUUUCCUCCGAAACUCAUUUCGUAUCAGUGCCGAGAAGGCCACUUACUUUGAUAUCUAAAAUGUGGUAAUUGGUGGGGCCAAGUAUUUUUUUUUAAUUUUUAAGGGUUUGUCUGAACCAAUGCUUCAUGUCUUCAUUCGGAAUGUCGAUUUUGUUGCAUAUUUGUUGUUAUUCGUCCUCAGUUAUUGCAAUUUUGCUCAAAAUAUGUUAAGAUAUUAAAUGUAGUCUAACAAUUUCUAUUAUAAAUAAGAUGUUAAUGUUCAAAUAUUUACUAAGCAGGUGUUUUUAUUAUGUAAAUGUUUAAAUGUAUUGUCGUUAAUAAAAUGAGAA
Messenger RNA from Photinus pyralis (common eastern firefly), 2935 nucleotides. RefSeq lists its product as uncharacterized. The record is from RefSeq and is a predicted model, not a curated record. Gene Ontology annotation, molecular function: sodium channel regulator activity. Lineage: Eukaryota; Metazoa; Arthropoda; Insecta; Coleoptera; Lampyridae. Bases 74 to 1471 code for a protein of 465 amino acids. Gene Ontology annotation, biological process: regulation of sodium ion transport. The transcript is spliced from 3 exons.